UUAUGCAGGUAGGGGAAGGACAGUGUAUUGGUUGCUGAUGACUGCUGAAGGAGUGGUAUAGCAGUGAAUCACAAGAACUCGACAGUGACAAGAACAUAAGGAACAAUUGAUUCCGAGUCUCCAGAGAUGAACCCCCAGUAGUAGUAGGAGGUAGUAGGAUUACCUGAGCCUCCGAUGAGACUACCGUGUAACGUACAGUAAGGCUAUCUACAAUUCCUCUGAGAGGACCACAGCUUCCACAUUUCACUGCCUGGGUGGGCCUUCGUACACAUACCAAUGGAAAAUGACCAGCAGACUGAUGCUCCACCGCCCUACAACUGUGUGCCCACCUCGCUCCCCCCACGGUAUGUGGAAGUGGUAGAUACCAGAGGCCUUCCUGACCCUACCUUGCCACCCUACCAGCCGUACUACAUCCCCCAGCCUCUCCCUCAGGUCAACGUCAUCCACGUCAACCAACAAAAUAGCCCCCCUCGUCGCACGAAGGGCGUCUCCUGUCCGCGCAGCUCCCGGUGUUUCGGAGGUUCUGGAGGAACCACCCUGCUGUUGGCCAUCAUCGCCAUCGCAAUAUGGCUAGGGGUGCGUUACGGGUCCUCCCUGGCGUCGGGCUACCUGAGCAACAGCUCGUCUUACCGCCCCAGCGAGGUGGAGAGGGACACGUGCCCUGCCACCGUGGUGACGUGUGACGGGCUGAAGAACUGCAAACUAGGAAGCGACGAGACCAACUGUGUUAGGUUCGCGGCCAACGGGGCUCUGCAGGUGAAGACCGCCAAGUCCGGAAGAUUCCUCCCUGUGUGUAGUAGCGGCUGGACCAAGACACUGUCUGACCAAACCUGCGCCCAGCUGGGCUUCAGAGGGAGCUACAGAGACAGCAGUAUGACCAACACGUUCUCCUCCGCCCUCACCAUAUCACCCAGCACCACGUCAAACUCCAUCCAGGGAAAAGUGACGGGCACCUCGUCGUGCCCUAACCAGAAAGUCGUCUCUCUGCAGUGUGUCAACUGUGGACAGCCGGCGUACAAUAACAGAAUCAUAGGGGGAGCUCAGUCCACGCUGGGUCAGUGGCCCUGGCAGGUCAGCCUCCAUUUCCGGGGUUACCACACCUGCGGAGCCUCCCUGGUGGCCCCUGACUUUGUGGUGACGGCGGCACACUGUUUUAACAGGAAAGACUCGUCCUACUUGGUGCCGGCUAACUGGAAAGUGUACGUGGGCAUGGUGUCCCAGAGCACGCUGCCUUCCCCCUACCUGGUGGAGAAGAUCAUCCUGCACGAGAGCUACAACUCCGACACCAACGACUACGACAUCGCCCUGAUGAAGCUCAUUCAGCCCGUGGUGACAUCCAAUUCAAUCCAGCCAGCGUGCCUGCCAGUCAGUGACAAGGUCUUCUCUCCUGGUACAACCUGCUGGACCACGGGAUACGGCACCACCGCGGAGGAGGGAGGCCGAGGCUCCGACAACCUGAUGGAGGUGUCGGUGGACAUCAUUGACUCGGCUGUCUGUACCCAAAACACGGUGUAUGGAAGCAGAGUCACUGACAACAUGCUGUGUGCCGGAGAUUUGGAAGGCGGCAAGGAUUCCUGCCAGGGUGACAGUGGGGGUCCUCUGGUGUGUAAGGACGUGGACAAGCGCUGGUACCUGACGGGAGUGACCAGCUGGGGGGCGGGCUGCGGGCGGAGGAACCGCCCGGGGGUGUACAGCCGGGUCAGUCGCCUCCUGCCCUGGAUCUACAGCAAGAUGCAGCAAUCGAAACCUUGACGCGAGCCCAGACGCUGUCACAGACGCGGCCUUGUCUCGCCUGGACAAGAUACAAGCGGAGAAACUCCUUCUCGACGUCCAGUCUUGAGCCUGGUGUGACCAGGGAGAUUUCAAAUAAGGGUUUGACCCUCAUAUGUGACAUCAACUAAAGACACUUGAACAAACCUCAAAACAUACAGCUGUUGAAAUCAACUAUUACAAGUCAAAUUCUUCUAUUUAUUGUGUUGGUAGUAAUUGCUGACGUGUAACAGUUGACACUCAAGAAUGAUUCCUUAAGAUAACCUCAGCUUGACUUUUCCACAUUCUGUUGUUCCACAACAAUUUUCUUGUAAUAUGUAGAUGUGAAGGAUGAGAGAAGGAUUGGUGUAUUUUGCAUCUUUUCUGAUAACUCAGAUUACAUGAUGGCACUGAUCAUUGGUAGAUGUCGUUCCUAUGUUCACUUUCAAACUCCAGUGUGACAUGCAUUCAUGAAUAAACCUUUGAUUGAUUUCCUUCAAAUUC
Messenger RNA from Osmerus eperlanus (European smelt), 2253 nucleotides. It is a transcript of the gene tmprss13b, whose product is annotated as transmembrane serine protease 13b. Gene Ontology annotation, cellular component: membrane. The transcript has 13 exons. The record is from RefSeq and is a predicted model, not a curated record. Gene Ontology annotation, biological process: proteolysis. NCBI's taxonomy places the organism in Eukaryota, Metazoa, Chordata, Actinopteri, Osmeriformes, Osmeridae. Gene Ontology annotation, molecular function: serine-type endopeptidase activity. The coding region runs from base 277 to 1752 and encodes 491 amino acids.